AAGGCUGAGACAGCAGCGGGGCCAAGAUGGCGGCGCAGCGCGAGGCGGGGGCGGGGGGCGGCGGGUGCCUGGGGGCGGUGGGACGCUGACCCCGCCCCCUGCUGCUGCCAGUCUGCGCCGAGCGGCUGUGGCGGCGGAGCCCCGAACAUGGCGGCUUCGGCGGGCGGCUUCGGGCCCGAGCGGGAGGCCGAGCCGGCCAAGGAAGCGCGCGUCGUGGGCUCCGAGCUCGUGGACACGUAUACGGUUUACAUCAUCCGGGUCACUGAUGGCGGCCACGAGUGGACGGUCAAGCACCGCUACAGCGACUUCCAUGAUCUACAUGAAAAGCUUGUCACGGAGAGGAAGAUUGAUAAGAAUCUGCUUCCGCCCAAGAAGAUAAUAGGGAAGAACUCGCGGAGCUUGGUGGAGAAGCGGGAGAAGGAUCUGGAGGUGUACCUGCAGACGCUCCUGGCCGCCUUCCCUGCCGUGGCCCCCAGGGUGCUGGCCCACUUCCUGCAUUUUCAGUUCUACGAGAUAAACGGCAUCACUGCGGCACUGGCUGAAGAGCUCUUCGAGAAAGGAGAACAGCUCCUGGGGGCCGGUGAGGUCUUUGCCAUCAGGCCCCUGCAGCUCUACGCGGUUACACAGCAGCUACAGCAGGGAAAGCCCACGUGCGCCAGUGGGGAUGCCAAGACCGACCUUGGGCACAUCCUGGACUUCACCUGUCGCCUUAAGUACCUUAAGGUUUCUGGCACAGAAGGACCUUUUGGGACCAGCAACAUUCGGGAGCAGCUCCUGCCGUUUGAUUUAUCAAUCUUCAAGUCUCUGCAUCAGGUGGAGAUCAGCCACUGUGACGCUAAGCACAUCCGAGGGCUGGUCGCCUCGAAGCGCAGCCUGGCUACGAUGAGCGUCCGCUUCUCAGCGACCUCCAUGAAGGAAGUCCUUGUUCCUGAAGCCUCCGAGUUUGAGGAGUGGGAACCAGAGGGCGCAGACCUGGAAGGCCCCGUGACUGCCAUCAUCCCCACCUGGCAAGCUUUGACCACCCUCGACCUGAGCCACAACAGCAUCUCCGAGAUCGACGAGUCUGUGAAACUGAUCCCAAAGAUAGAGUUUCUGGACUUGAGUCACAAUGGAGUACUGGUCUUGGACAACCUGCAGCACCUGUACAACCUUGUGCACCUGGACCUGUCCUACAACAAGCUGUCCUCCUUGGAAGGGGUUCACACCAAAUUGGGGAACAUCAAGACUCUGAACUUGGCAGGCAACCUCCUGGAGAGACUGAGUGGCCUGCACAAGCUGUACUCGCUGGUCAACCUGGACCUCAGCGACAACCGAAUCGAGCAGAUGGAGGAGGUCAAGAGCAUAGGCAGCCUCCCGUGCCUGGAGCGCGUGGCUCUGCGGAACAACCCCCUGAGCAUCAUCCCCGACUACCGGACCAAGGUGCUCGCUCAGUUCGGAGACAGGGCCUCCGAGGUCUGUCUGGAUGACACAGCGACCACGGAGAAGGAGCUGGACACGGUGGAAGUGCUGAAAGCGAUUCAGAAGGCCAAGGAGGUCAAGUCCAAACUGAGCAAUGUGGAGAAGAAGGCAUCCCUGCAGGUGGGUGAGGAUCCCCGGCUCAGACCCAGCAGCUCGCCCCCCACCAUGGCUCCUGCCUCCGCCUCCCUGCCCCAGCCCAUCGUCUCCAGCCAAGGAAUCAUGUUCGUGCAGGAGGAAGCCCUGGCCAGCAGCCUCUCGUCCACCGACAGCCUGACUGCUGAGGACCGGCCCGUUGCCCGGGAGUGCUCUGAGUCCUUGGAGUCCCUCCCUGCAGGACAGGCAGCUUGUGACGAGCUCAGGGACGUGCCAGGAGCCGUUGGCAGUGCAAGCCCAAACAGCCCCGAGCACGCGGAGCCGGAGGUGCAGGUGGUGCCCGGGUCCGGCCAGAUCAUCUUCCUGCCCUUCACCUGCAUCGGCUACACGGCCACCAACCAGGACUUCAUCCAGCGCCUGAGCGCGCUGAUCCGGCAGGCCAUCGAGCGGCAGCUGCCCGCCUGGAUCGAGGCUGCCAACCGGCGCGAGGAAGGCCAGGGCGAGGAGGAAGACGACGGCGAGGGCGUUGCUGAGAACCGCUACUUUGAGAUGGGGCCCCCUGACGCUGAGGAGGAGGAGGAGGAGGAGGAGGAGGAGGAGGAAGAGGGUGGCCAGGGCGAGGAGGAGGCGGCGGCGGCGGCCGAGGAGGCGCGCCUGGCUCUGGAGUGGGCGCUGGGCGCAGAUGAAGACUUCCUGUUGGAGCACAUCCGGGUCCUCAAGGUGCUGUGGUGCUUCCUGAUCCACGUGCAGGGCAGCAUCCGCCAGUUCGCCGCCUGCCUGGUGCUCACGGACUUCGGCGUGGCCGUCUUCGAGAUCCCGCACCAGGAGUCCCGAGGCAGCAGCCAGCACAUCCUCUCGUCCCUGCGCUUCGUCUUCUGCUUCCCGCACGGCGACCUCACCGAGUUCGGCUUCCUCAUGCCGGAGCUGUGCCUGGUGCUGAAGGUGCGGCACAGCGAGAACGCGCUCUUCAUCAUCUCGGACGCCGCCAGCCUGCACGACUUCCACACCGACCUGCGCGCCUGCUUCGCCCCGCAGCACAUGGCCAUGCUCUGCAGCCCCGUCCUCUACGGCAGCCACACCAGCCUGCAGGAGUUCCUGCGCCAGCUGCUCACCUUCUACAAGGUGGCCGGAGGCUGCCAGGAGCGCAGCCAGGGCUGCUUCCCCGUCUACCUGGUCUACAGCGACAAGCGCAUGGUGCAGACGGCCGCCGGGGACUACUCGGGCAACAUCGAGUGGGCCAGCUGCACGCUCUGCUCGGCCGUGCGCCGCUCCUGCUGCGCGCCCUCCGAGGCCGUCAAGUCCGCCGCCAUCCCCUACUGGCUGCUGCUCACGCCCCAGCAUCUCAACGUCAUCAAGGCCGACUUCAAUCCCAUGCCCAACCGCGGCACCCACAACUGUCGCAACCGCAACAGCUUCAAGCUUAGCCGCGUGCCUCUGUCCACAGUGCUGCUGGACCCCACGCGCAGCUGCACCCAGCCGCGCGGGGCCUUCGCCGACGGCCACGUCCUCGAGCUGCUCGUGGGCUACCGCUUCGUCACCGCCAUUUUUGUGCUGCCCCACGAGAAGUUCCACUUCCUGCGCGUCUACAAUCAGCUGCGGGCCUCGCUGCAGGACCUGAAGACCGUGGUCAUCGCCAAGAGCCCCGCCACCAGGGCCAGGUCCCAGAGCCCCCGGGGAGACAGCCAGCCUGCUGAGGGCAGGGCCAGCAAUGACCAGGAGGCUCCAGCUGCAGCCCCAGCGCCUGCAGGGGCCUCAGCCCCAGACCCGGCAGAGGCCCCGGCUCCGGCGUCGGUUCCGGAGGAGACCCCAGCUUCUUCUCCAGCCCCCGUGGGGGGUCUGGCACACGCCGAGAGCCCCACCCAGUACCCGAGUGAGCACCUGCUGCAGGCCACCUCGGAAGAGAACCGGGUCCCCUCGCACCUGCCCGUGUGCCCGGCGCUCCAGCACAUCGCCAGCCUGCGGGGGCGCGCCGUCCUCGAGCUCUUCCACAGCAGCAUCGCCGAGGUGGAGAACGAGGAGCUGCGGCACCUGCUGUGGUCGUCCGUGGUGUUCUACCAGACCCCGGGGCUCGAGGUGACCGCCUGCGUGCUGCUCUCCACCAAGGCCGUGUACUUCGUGCUGCACGACGGCCUCCGCCGCUACUUCUCAGAGCCGCUGCAGGAUUUCUGGCAUCAGAAAAACACCGACUACAACAACAGCCCCUUCCACAUUUCCCAGUGCUCUGUGCUGCGGCUCUGCGACCUGCAGUCGGUCAACGUGGGGCUCUUUGACCAGCACUUCCGGCUGACGGGCUCCUCCCCGAUGCAGGUGGUCACGUGCUUGACCAGGGACAGCUACCUGACACACUGCUUCCUGCAGCACCUUAUGGCUGCGCUCUCCUCGCUGGAGCGCACGCCUUCGCCGGAGCCCGUGGACAAGGACUUCUACUCGGAGUUCGGGAACAAGGCCACAGGGAAGAUGGAGAACUAUGAGCUGAUCCACCCGAGCCGUGUGAAGUUCACUUACCCCAGCGAGGAGGAGAUUGGGGACCUGAUGUUCAUCGUGGCCCAGAAGACGGCCGAGCCGGAGAAGGCUCAGGGCCUCAGCAUCCUGCUCUACGUGCAGGCCUUCCAGGUGGGGCCACCGGCCCCUGGGCACUGCAGGGGCCCCCUGCGCCCCAAGACCCUGCUGCUGACCAGUGCCGAGAUCUUCCUCCUGGACGAGGACUGUGUCCACUACCCGCUGCCUGAGUUUGCCAAAGAGCCGCCGCACAGGGACCGGUACCGGCUGGACGACGGCCGCCGCAUCCGGGACCUGGACCGCGUGCUCAUGGGCUACCAGACCUACCCGCAGGCCCUCACCCUGGUCUUUGACGAUGUGCAGGGCCACGACCUCAUGGGCAGCGUCACCCUAGACCACUUUGGGGAGGAGCCGGGGAGCCAGGCCGGGGCUGGCCAGGGCCGUGAGGUCCAGUGGCAGGUGUUUGUCCCCAGUGCUGAGAGCCGAGAGAAGCUCAUCUCGCUGCUGGCCCGUCAGUGGGAGGCCCUGUGUGGCCGAGAGCUGCCCGUGGAGCUCACCGGCUAGCCCUGCGUUCCUCAUGGCUCUGAGUCUUGUCGCCUCCCGUGUGGUACCUUAAGUUGGCUGUCCCCGCCCAGAACGUGAACGUCGUCAGUUUGUUGUCUGUAAGGCUGGGGGGAGCCUGCAGGGCUGUCCGGCAGCCCCUGUGGCCGUGUCGUCUGUCCCCGGCCGGCGGCACGUGCACCGCAGCUGUGCGUGACUCUCACGUCUUUCCCAAAGCGUCCCGCCCAGGCCUGCCCAGUCCUUUGUCACGGUCACUGUCAUUGUGGACGAUUGCUGCUCACAACGCUGGCGGUGGGGUGCGCAUGAGCGCUGCCGCCCACGCGCACUCUCCCCAGGUGCAGACUCGGGGAAGAGCCCUGGGGCAGGAGUGCCCCGGCCUUGGGGCUGAGAGGGGUGGGGCAGCACCAAGCGUGAUCCCCGUUGCCUAUUUUCUCUAUUCCAAUAAAGCAGAGUUUGACACAG
Oryctolagus cuniculus (rabbit) is the source of this 5073-nucleotide messenger RNA. RefSeq names its product nischarin (gene NISCH). Gene Ontology annotation, cellular component: endosome membrane; cytoplasm. NCBI's taxonomy places the organism in Eukaryota, Metazoa, Chordata, Mammalia, Lagomorpha, Leporidae. Gene Ontology annotation, biological process: Golgi organization; lysosome localization; regulation of protein localization. Gene Ontology annotation, molecular function: kinesin binding; integrin binding; phosphatidylinositol binding. The record is from RefSeq and is a predicted model, not a curated record.